AUGACAGUCUCCGGAUCUGACGUGGCAGGUGCCUCCUGUUCUCAAUUCCAAAUCAUCUCUUCCCUCCGCUUCGACCCAGAUCUUCCCGAUGCCAUUGAACGCAACGCUGCAUCCAGCUAUCCUGAACCCAGGAACUCGCCCUAUUACCUCCUUCGCUAUCACAGAGACCGUCUACUUAACGCAGCAAUCCAUUUCAAGUGGCCAGCGGCGAUUGAGUUCCUACAACGAGAUUUAGAUGAAUUCACACAGACACUUGACCCCUUUAUUCCUGACAGGACAAGGCCAUGGAGACUACGCAUUGUAGUGGACAGUAGUGGAAGCUGUACUGUUGAUGUCCAUCCCACGACGUCAUGCCCUCCUCAGUCUCUUUUCAUUCCGUCUUCUUUUCAAGUUCAUACAUCAUUGAGUCCAAACUUCCCGUGGCGCCUCUACGUGGAUUCGCAAACAACAACUCCUUCCGCUUUUACAACACAUAAAACCACAUCUCGAGAUCAUUACGCUGCAGCGCGAGAGAGAGCGGGAAUUCGAUCUCCACAGGAUCCGCUAGAGGUCCUGUUGGUCAAUCCCCAGGGAGAAAUUAUGGAAGGGAGCAUCACGACGCCGUAUUUUCGACGGCGUUGCCCAGGCGUCUCUCACGGUGUCAACGACAAGGAACAUACAGAUAAUGACAAGUGGGUAACACCACCGCUGUCCAGUGGCGGAAACGCCGGUGUAACGAGGCGGUAUGCUCUCGAACACGGAUUUUGCGUAGAGCAGGUUGUCCGGGCAGAGGAUCUUGUAGAUGGAGAGGAGUGCUGGUUGAGUAACGGGGUGAGAGGGUUCAUCCCUGCUGUAGUUGUUCUGAAAAGGUGA
This is a messenger RNA of Rasamsonia emersonii CBS 393.64, 852 nucleotides long. RefSeq lists its product as uncharacterized. Bases 1 to 852 code for a protein of 283 amino acids. Gene Ontology annotation, molecular function: catalytic activity. Lineage: Eukaryota; Fungi; Ascomycota; Eurotiomycetes; Eurotiales; Trichocomaceae. The transcript has a single exon. The record is from RefSeq and is a predicted model, not a curated record.